AUGGUCCUCAUCGACAAGCAUUCGUACGAAUCCCGCGAGGAGCAACGACUCAAGGAAGAUCGCGAGCGAACUCGCUACUGGAAACGCUGGGGUCCCUACGUCGCUGAGAGACAAUGGGCUACUGUUGAACCAUCGCUGACGGAAUAUCUUUUUUUCUACACUUUCAGUGAGAAUGGAGAUGCUUGGAGCUACUUUUCCCACGACCAUGCGCGGUCCCGAACUUACCGCUGGGGUGAGGACGGUAUCGCCGGUGUGUCCGAUACCCACAGCUUGCAAAACAUCGCUUUUGCUUUUUGGAACGGCAAAGACGACUUCUUGAAGGAGCGUCUGUUCGGUUUGUCCAAUCCCCAGGGAAACCACGGCGAGAGUGUCAAGGAGGCCCAUUUCCACCUCGAUAACACUCCGACACACUCUUACAUGAAAUUCCUCUACAAGUACCCCCAGAAGAAGUUCCCCUACCAGGAGCUUGCUGAGGAGAACGCACGACGCGGUAAAAGUGACCGCGAGUACCAGAUCCUCGAUACUGAUGCCUUCGAUGAGAACCGUUACUGGGAUAUCUUCAUUGAGACUGCGAAAGAGGACGACGAUGAGGAAGAACUCUUGUUCCGCAUUAUCGCCUACAAUCGAGGCCCUGAGCCAGCACACUUGCACAUCAUCCCGCAUGUGUGGUUCCGCAACACCUGGUCAUGGGGGUAUGAGGAGAAGAACGAGAAGCCGUCCGUGGAGAAAGCUUAUCCUCUGAUCGCGAAGACCAAACACCACAAACUCGGCGAGCGCUAUGUCCGGUUCUCUCCUUCUCCGUCUGUGACUGGGGAGGAAGAUGUGGUUCCUAAGCUGCUGUUCACCGAGAACGAGACCAAUAACGAAUUUCUUUGGAACACCAAGAAUGAUCAGCCCUACGUCAAGGACGCCUUUCAUCGUCACAUUAUCAACGGUGAGAAGGGUGCAGUCAAUCCCGAUAACAAGGGUACCAAGUUUGCCGCCUGGUAUGCCUUUGAUGAGGGCGAGGGUGUUCCUCCCGGCGAAUGCGUGGUCGUUCGUUUCCGGUUCUCUCGGCGCCUGGAACCGUUCAUCGACGAAGAAGUGCUGGAUGAUGUGAUCGACCAGCGCAGAAAUGAGGCCGAUGACUUUUACUACCAUAUCAGUCCUUUGCCCAUGAGCGAUGACUUGCGGAACAUUCAGCGGCAAGCUUUCUCCGGAAUGAUGUGGAACAAGCAGUUUUACCAUUUCGUCUGGGACCAGUGGGCUAAUGGCGAUCCUGCGAUGAUCCCACCUCCUCCCGGUAGGAAGCACGUUCGAAACCAACAGUGGAAACACUUGUACAUGGAGGAUAUCCUUUCGAUGCCCGAUUCGUGGGAAUACCCAUUCUUCGCUGCGUGGGAUACUGCGUUCCACUGCAUUCCACUUGCAAUGAUCGACCCGGAAUUUGCGAAAAAGCAGCUGGACAUCCUCACUCGCGAGUGGUACAUGCAUCCCAACGGUCAGCUGGCAGCCUACGAGUGGAACUUUGGUGAUGUGAACCCUCCUGUUCAUGCUUGGGCUACGUUCCGAGUCUUCAAGAUUGAGCGUAAGAUGUAUGGACGGCAGGACCUUGAUUUCUUGGAGCGGGUGUUCCAGAAGCUGUUGCUAAACUUCACAUGGUGGGUCAACCGAAAGGAUUCAGACGGUAAGAACGUCUUUGAGGGCGGCUUUUUGGGGCUGGACAACAUCGGCCUCUUCAACCGCUCCGAGCCUCUCCCCACCGGCGGUGUGCUGGAGCAGGCCGAUAGCACAGGGUGGAUGGCCUUCUACUGCUUGUGCAUGUUGAACAUCGCGUUGGAGCUGGCCAAGCAUCGGAGAAUUUACGAAGACAUUGCCUCCAAAUUCUUCGAGCACUUCAUUCUGAUUAGUGAUGCCAUGACUUUCCGGUCAGGAGGUCAGGAAUCGUCCCUCUGGAACGAGGAAGAUGGUUUCUAUUACGAUGCGAUCUCCUACGGUGACCCAUGGACCCAGCAGCUACCUGUGCGGUCUUUGGUCGGCUUGAUCCCUCUUUAUGCCGUCCUCACACUUGAGCCAGAGUUGAUCAACAAGUUCCCAUCUUUCAAGAAGCGUUUGGAAUGGUUCGUUGAGAACCGCCAAGAUGUGGCCGAGCGCAACAUUGCAAGCAUGAAGCACCGCGGCAAAGACGAGCGACUUCUUCUAGCGUUGGUGAGCAAGGACCGCCUGGAGAAAAUUCUCAAGCGCAUGCUGGACGAGACCGAGUUUCUGUCGGAGCACGGCAUUCGAUCGAUGUCCAAGUAUCAUGGAGAACACCCCUAUUCGAUGGAUGUCAACGGUCAGACAUUCCGAGUCAGCUAUGUUCCAGGAGACUCCGACAGUGGGCUGUUCGGAGGUAACAGCAACUGGCGCGGGCCGAUCUGGUUGUGUGUCAACUUCCUGCUCAUCGAGUCUUUGCUACGCUUCUACAUGUUCUAUGGCGAUUCGUUCAAGAUCGAGUGUCCCACAGGCUCCGGCGAGUACAUGCAUCUCGGACACAUUGCCGAAGAGAUUCAGCACCGGCUGCAGCACCUGUUCGCCCGCAACGACGAAGGCCGCCGGGCGGUACACAACGGAUCCGACCUCCUCGACUUUGACGAGCACUGGAAGGACUAUAUGUGGUUCCAUGAGUUCUUCGACGGAGACACCGGCCGUGGUCUUGGAGCGUCUCACCAGUGCGGAUGGACUGGACUCAUUGCCAAGGUCAUCCACGAUACAGGGUUUGUCACACGUCAUAUUUCUGUCUGUCUAUUGUUCCUGGCUAACAGUGCUAUUAGUAUCAACUGCCGUCUCCCACAAACCCCCCGCACUCCCCACGCAGCAGCCUCGCACUACUUCGACGACGUCUUCACUCGAUUCUCUCGCCCACGCGGCAGCCGUCGUCCCAGCGUUCGCCGCUCUUCCACGACCCGCUCAAUCGGCAACCGCAGCGACUUCGAGUCCACUCUCUCUGGACGCGAGACCCCGGCUCCUGAGACUGCCCUCGACGAGGACGACAACAACCGGAAAGUCGACACCGACCUCCAAAACGAGCAUGUUCACAAAUAUGUGGAGAGUCAGCUGCAGCGCGUAAGAAGCCAAGCUUCGAUUGGAGCGUACGAGGAUGAAUUUGAGGCGCAGGCAGACCGCGCCCCCAACGGGCAUUGA
This is a messenger RNA of Aspergillus aculeatus ATCC 16872, 3162 nucleotides long. RefSeq lists its product as uncharacterized. The coding region runs from base 1 to 3162 and encodes 1053 amino acids. Gene Ontology annotation, cellular component: endoplasmic reticulum membrane. The record is from RefSeq and is a predicted model, not a curated record. Gene Ontology annotation, molecular function: Glc3Man9GlcNAc2 oligosaccharide glucosidase activity. Lineage: Eukaryota; Fungi; Ascomycota; Eurotiomycetes; Eurotiales; Aspergillaceae. Gene Ontology annotation, biological process: oligosaccharide metabolic process; protein N-linked glycosylation. The transcript has 7 exons.